Messenger RNA from Lathyrus sativus (Indian pea), 1644 nucleotides. The record is from the annotation of a GenBank genome assembly. NCBI's taxonomy places the organism in Eukaryota, Viridiplantae, Streptophyta, Magnoliopsida, Fabales, Fabaceae.
AUGUCUCUUUUAAGGUCGUUCAGGUACGCUGUUUCUGUUUCUUUUUCAAUUCCCAAUUCUCAUCCUUUUCAUUCAUCAAUUUCAAAACCAUACUCUCACUCUCUACAACUAUUUACUCAUGAAUUUGAUGCUGUUUCCUUGUUCAAUCAAAUGCUUCAUAAGAAACCUACUCCACCCGUGAAUCAAUUUGGCAAGAUUUUAGGUUCCCUUGUGAAAACCAAACAUUACCUCGUUGUUGUUUCCCUUUGUCAACAAAUGGAAUCAAGUGGAGUUUAUCCAGAUUUUGUAUCUCUCAACAUCCUCAUCAAUUCUUUCUGUCAAUUAGGUCAUGUAACUUUUGCUUUUUCUGUAUUGACAAAAAUUCUCAAGAGGGGUUAUCAACUAAAUACUAUAACUUUGACUGUAUUACUCAACGGUCUCUGUCUCAAAGGUGAGGUUAAUAAAGCAUUGGACUUUCAUGACAAGGUAGUUGCUCAGGGAUUUCGUUUAGACCAAGUUAGUUAUGCUACAUUGAUCAACGGGUUAUGUAAAGUUGGAGAAACAAGAGCAGCGCUAAAAGCCCUAAGACAAGUUGACGGGAAACUUGUUCAACCUAAUGUGGUAAUGUACAAUACAAUUAUUCAUAGUUUAUGUAAAGAUAAAAAGGUUAUUGAUGCAUUUGAUUUAUACUCUGAAAUGGUUGCCAAAAGAAUUUCUCCUGAUGCUUUCACUUACAAUGCUUUAAUCUAUGGUUUUUGUAUUGUUGGUCGAUUGAAAGAAGCAAUUCAUUGGUUAAAUCAAAUGAAUUUGGAAAACAUUAUCCCAGAUGUUUAUACCUUUAGUAUAUUGGUUGAUGCUUUUUGUAAAGAAGGUAAAGUGAAAGAAGCUAAAAUAGUGUUGGCUUUGAUGAUGAAAAAAGGUGUUGCACUUAAUGUUGUUAGUUAUAACACUUUAAUGGACGGAUAUUGUCUUGUAAAUGAAGUGAACAAAGCCAUGGAUAUUCUAAACAUUAUGUCUCGAAAAGGAGUGGUUGCUAAUGUUCGGAGCUACAACAUCAUGGUUAAUGGACUUUGUAAGGUUAAAAUGGUUGGUGAAGCUAUGAAGCUCUUUGAAGAAAUGCAUUGCAAACAAAUUUUUCCUAAUACGGUAACUUACAAUACCCUUAUAGAUGGUUUGUGCAAAUCUGGGAGAAUAUCACAUGCUUUGAAACUUGUCGGCAAAAUGCAUGAUAGAGGUCAACCGCCUGAUAUAGUUACUUACAAUUCUAUAUUGGAUGGUUUAUGCAAAAAGCAUCACGUUGACAAGGCAAUUGAAUUGUUAACGAAAUUUAAGGACCAAGGUAUUCAACCAGAUGUGUGCACAUACAAUAUUCUUAUCAAUGAAUUGUGCAACAGUGGAAGACUAAAGGAUGCACAAAAUGUUUUUGAAGAUCUUUUGAUCAAAGGCUACAAUCUAGAUGUCUAUACAUAUAAUGCUAUGAUCAAGGGAUUUUGUAUCAAGGGCUUGUUUGACGAAGCGCUGGCCAUGAUGUCAAAAAUGAAGGAUAAUGGUUGCAUUCCAAAUGCCCUAACUUAUGAAAUAAUGAUUUAUUCUUUGUUGGGAAAAGAUGAAAAUGAUAUGGCAAAAAAACUUCUUCUUGAAAUGAUUGGGAGAGGCCUAUUGUAA